ACAUAAAUUGAUACAUGAAUUUUGUUACUAUGUAAACAAUUGAAUAAAAAUUUUGACAAACGAAAAAUCCAACGUUACUAUGCAAACAAUUGAAUACAAAUUUUGACAAACAAAAAAUCAAACGUCAAAUUAUUUGAAAGGAAGCAGCAAGAAUCAUUUUAUCCAAAAGUAAAAUGAAUACUGCCAAUAAGUUCGCGCUUUUAGAGUUCCCAAAGAGCUCCGUAAAUUUAAAGAAAUUUAAAUUUUUUAAAUUAAAAAAAUGUGUCGAAAUUGUGCCUUUGUCUUGGGUAUUUUAUACAAAAAAAUCACAGGAGUUACGUUGUAAAUACCCAGGAGAAGAGGAUUACUCAAAGGUUGACAUGUGGGUAAAGGAAGGAAUUGAUCCUUUAGAAACCUGGAAACACUUUCCAGCAAAUAUGAUUAAAGAAGCUCGAGACUAUGAUCAAGCAAAGAGGAGAUACGACAGAAUGUGCUUGGAUGAUGCGGUUGAGAGCAGCAGUAAUACUGAGUUUGAAAAUCACGUAGAAGUUCAGGAAAAAUUGGAAGUAUUAUCUCCAGAAAAUGCAAAAUCAAUUUUACAUCAAAUUCAAGGACUCAAAAAAAAUGAUGACAUCCAAGUUUCAGGCAUAAAGAAAUUAAUAAUAAAUUUUGUUCCUUUAAUUAAUAAUAUAAUAAUAUUUAAUUUUAUUAUUAUUUAAUAUUUAAUUAUUACAUUUCCAUUAUUUAAAUUUUGUUUUAGCUAUUCAAGAUUUGCAGUCAUCCAGUGAAGCUUCUACACCUGAAAAGAGACCAAAGAUAAAGGCAAUCGAAAUCCUAAAACCAGGAGUGCCAAAAAUCCCGGAGAAUAAUCGAUUAACAAAUGUGGUUAACUUUUCAUCUUCAAGUGAGGAUGAGUUUAAGAAUCAGGUUUCUCCAAAAAAAGCCUUUCUUCUAAAAUUAAAAGCAAGU
Molecule: messenger RNA, 948 nt
Organism: Leptopilina heterotoma
Lineage: Eukaryota; Metazoa; Arthropoda; Insecta; Hymenoptera; Figitidae
Exons: 3
Coding region: 174-698 (174 amino acids)
Source: RefSeq, a predicted model, not a curated record